AUGGAUAGUUUGAGUCGUUUCAGAAAUCAUCUGGGCACCCCAACAAUUUUCCUCCAUGUUACAUGUCUUUUUCUAAAGUAUGGUUGGAAAAACACUUCAAAUGAUCUUAACCAAUCUUCACCAAAUCAAAUACUUAUUCCAAUUUCAUCACUUAUUUAUAGCCCAAAAAAGAUUAUAAAUAAGAUCUGUAAGGCAAUUUCUCCAUUUACUAUUUGCUUCAAAACAAAUCAACAUGAGUUAUCAACCAACUCGAAGAAUAUGAUGAAGAAAAUCUACAAGGAAAUUCAUAACCAACUUAAGAAAAUGAAGAAGCAAGAGGAUGAUAAAUGCUUGUGGAAGAAGACCAUAUUAAUGGGGGAGAGAUGUCAGCCAUUGGAAUUUCCAGGUGCAAUUUUCUAUGAUAGUGAAGGGAAUCAACUUUCUGAGCCACCAAGAACACCAAGGAUUAGUCCUUUAAUCAACUAA
This is a messenger RNA of Vicia faba (fava bean), 465 nucleotides long. NCBI's taxonomy places the organism in Eukaryota, Viridiplantae, Streptophyta, Magnoliopsida, Fabales, Fabaceae. The record is from the annotation of a GenBank genome assembly.